Scylla paramamosain (green mud crab) is the source of this 3452-nucleotide messenger RNA. Its product is annotated as N-acetylgalactosamine-6-sulfatase-like. The record is from RefSeq and is a predicted model, not a curated record. Gene Ontology annotation, molecular function: arylsulfatase activity. NCBI's taxonomy places the organism in Eukaryota, Metazoa, Arthropoda, Malacostraca, Decapoda, Portunidae.
CAGUAGACAGGCAUUCGGUAACUCAGUCAUAUCCGUGAAGUUCAGUAACAUGAGAGGUGUGGUUUCGUGUUUCUCCGCCUGGCUGGCCGCGGGUGUCCUCUUGGCUGGUGUCUCGGCGUCCCGGCAGCCUCCCAAUGUUGUCAUCAUGCUCAUGGACGAUAUGGGGUGGGGUGACUUAGGAUGCAACGGGGAGCCGAACAGAGAGACGCCUAACCUGGACCAGAUGGCGAGGGAGGGCCUGAUCGUCUCCAGCAUGUACACAGCAGCGCCACUUUGCUCCCCCUCUCGCGCGUCGCUUCUCACCGGCCGUCUACCAAUCAGGAACGGAUUCUACUCCAACAACACAGCGGGAAGGAAUGCUUACACCCCGCAGAACAUCGUAGGCGGGAUAUCAGAUGACGAGGUGUUACUGCCGGAGUUGCUGAAGGAAAGGGGCUACACCUCAGGCCUGGUGGGAAAGUGGCACCUCGGACACCAGCCUCAGUACCUGCCACGCAAACACGGCUUCGACUUCUGGUUCGGGUCGCCAAACUGCCAUUUCGGGCCCUACAUGGAUCUGGUGACGCCCAACAUACCUGUUUUCCUGAACGACCACAUGCUGGGCAGGUACUACAAGGACUUCCCCAUUAACAGAAACCAGGGAAUAUCCAACAUGACGCAGCUUUAUAUUGACGCUGCCGUGGGUUUUAUUAACAAGGAGGCAAGCAAGGGGCCUUUCUUCCUGCUGUGGGCGCCGGAUGCCACUCACGCCCCAACUUAUGCCUCAGAGAAGUACUACCGCACCAGCAGGAGAGGGCGCUACGGUAACGCGGUGAGGGAGCUGGACGCGGGCGUGGGCACCAUUCUGGACGCCCUCAGGAAGCAGGGCGUAGACAACAACACCUUAGUGGUCUUCACGUCUGACAACGGCGCGGCGCUCGUCAGUAAGCAAGAUGGAGGCAGUAAUGGGCCAUUUCUCUGCGGCAAACAGACCACUUUCGAGGGCGGAAUGAGGGCACCGGGCAUAUUUUGGUGGCCGGGGGUUAUCUCAGCAGGCACCACGUCCCACCAGGUGUGGACCCAGAUGGACUUGUUCUCAACGGCGGCACAGCUGGCGGGAGUGUCGCCCCCUCAGGAUCGCAUCUACGACGGCCUGCCCCUUGCUAAUUCCUUCACGUACCCGCAGCUUGAGGUUCCCAGGCCGGUGUUUCUGUACCGCGGGGACAGACUGAUGGCGGUGCGUCGCGGAGCUUCCAAGAUACACCUGUGGACCUUCAGCACGCCCCCUGCUGAGCUGCAAAAGGGCAUCAACUACUGUCCGGGUGCUGAGGUGCCCAACGUGACAACACCCACGCCCACAGACCACAGCGGCAGGCCAAUCCUCUUCAACGUGGAGGUGGAUCCUGGGGAGCGCUAUCCGAUCUCUCCCUCCUCGUCCACCUACAGAAAUAUUGUCCCUAUGCUGCUGAAUGUGAUAAGGGAACACAACGAGAAACUGGUUCCUGGUGAGCCCCAACUGAACUGGUGCGACCGCGCGGUGAUGCACUGGGCACCCCCUGGCUGUGAGACGCUGAAUGAGUGUUUGCCAGUACCCGAGUCCCACCCAACUCUCUGCGUCUGGCCCCAUUAACCUCGCCGCGUCCUCUCACACCGCUGAAAGAGAACAGUGACGCGGACAAGGACGGGGACGAGGAUGGGGAGGACAAGAAUGAAUACGUGGAGGAUUACUACUGAAGGACAAGAAGGAAUAAAGGUACAAUUGCCACUCAAGGUAACUAGUGGAGAAGAACAAGGAGCAAUAAAACUUUAGUUGAGACGUAUGUUACAUCGUGGGAAGGAAGGGCACGAAUGAAUAAGACAACGUAAUCUAUCCAACACAUGGGUUCCUGAAGGCACUUAGUACUCGCCUUCAACCUCGUAGUGAAUAAUAACACGAAGUCAUGUCCACAACUCACUUAAUUUCUCCUGAGACUGAGUGAGGAGAUGGAGGGAUGGGGUGAGCUGGUGAGGAAAGGGGGACAGAGACAGGGAGGGAAGGGGAGGGCAUGGAAAACUUGAUGCAUUGCACACGAGGUAGUUAUUCCUCCUCCUCCUCCUCCUUCUCCUCCUCCUCCUCCUCCUCCUCCUCCUCCUCCUCCUCCUCCUCCUUCUCCUCCUCUUCCUUCUCCUCUUCCUCCUUCUCUGCCACCUGGUGCUGCCUCAACUUAAUUAAGGCAGCCCGAGAAAGCGAAUUUAUCUUCCAUCAAAGGAAAGCGAACCCAGACGGAAAGAUGAAUGUUUUAAGAUAUCCCGAGGGUGGCCGCCACUCACACUCACUGCUUUUUUCUUCUUUUUUUGCAUAUAUUCCUUCUCUAAUGCACACACACACACACACACACACACACACACACACACACACACACACACACACACGGCUAUACAUGCCAUCAGGUCCCGAUGCAGUUUUAUUACUUUACUCUCACUUUACAACUCUCUCUCUCUCUCUCUCUCUCUCUCUCUCUCUCUCUCUCUCUCUCUCUCUCUCUCUCUCUCUCUCUCUCUCUCUCUCUCUCUCUGUUCACUUUACCUACACCACUUCCAUUUCACUCUUAAAACCAUUCUGUACCUCCCAGUAACCUUCUACCACAAAGAUCACUAAACUACACAAAGGGCCAAGACAACAAGGCUUCUACCUGUAUAAAAUGAUUGUCUGAAAGAAACGUAUUGGUUCAAGUGACUUGGCUGGCUGGGUGGCACAACGCACACAUGGCACAUCCUCUCUUUCUGAUAACAGGCCAGGCAUAUGAUACAGAAACGUUUUACUAUCACCGGUCUGCUGUGACAUUUUGUUCUCGUAUCAGGCAGAAUUUAUUUAUUUAUUCAUUUAUUUUCUGUGAUGAUAUACUUAUGUGUUAAAGUAAAGGGGAAUAUUUUUUUCAUAUAUUUUCUGUGGUGAUAUACUUCUGUGUUAAAGUAAAGGGGGAAUAUAUUUUUUCUUAUAUAUAUUUUCUGUGGUGAUAUACUUCUGUGUUAAAGUAAAGAAGGGGAUUUUUUUUCUUUCAUUUUCUGUGGUGAUAUACUGUCUGUGUUAAAAUGAAGAAGAUAAAGUAAACACCCCAUAGUCUUCAGAUACAAACACUGCAUCUAGUUUAAGUUAGCCAAGAUAAAGUUAGUCGAGAUAAAAUAGAGAACAUAUGUUUGUAUUGCAAGAAUGUUCUAUGCUAUCCAGUAACUGCCUUUUUAUUUUUCCAGUCACAGCAGAGUAGUAAAACAAUGUAUAAAUGUUUGACUGGUAUUUAACUGGUGUGAAUUUUUAACUAUAGUGGAGUAUACACAAAAAUGCUCGUAUUUUCUGGGACUUCAAUAAGGUGCUGAGGCGAAUUUCUAUAUCAAAAUCGUGCUUCCUACUUACUUUGAUGUGAAACUUUUACUAGUGGAAUAUAUAUAAACAUUUUCUUCUAUCAGGAAUUAAUAAAGUAUAAUGACAAAUCUUA